Messenger RNA from Nipponia nippon (crested ibis), 1029 nucleotides. RefSeq names its product signaling lymphocytic activation molecule. Lineage: Eukaryota; Metazoa; Chordata; Aves; Pelecaniformes; Threskiornithidae. Gene Ontology annotation, cellular component: membrane. The record is from RefSeq and is a predicted model, not a curated record.
AUGCUGUCGCCAGGCAUGGGCCGCGGGGUGAGGGAGACGGUGCUGGGCACCUUGGGGAAGGCGACGAUAUUGCAGAUCCCCCCCGAACUCCGUAACCUCACCCUGCACUUCGGAAAGGCCGUGUGGAAGCGGGACACGGAGGACCCGCAGAGGAAGCUCAUCCUGCUCGAGUACUGCCACGGCAACUACACCAACUACAUGCAGGGUCAGAAUCGCUUCCACAAGUUGGACUUCUCCCUGGAGAUCCUGAACACCAGCCGGCAGGACGGGCAUCUCUACGAGUACAUCGUCAGCAAAGGACCAGAGGAGAAAGUCUGGCAGAUCCAGCUGGAGGUGUAUGAGCCAGUGUCCGAUCCCAGCAUCCAGAUCCUCAGCUGGGCACUGGCCAACGGCAGCUGCACCGUCACCCUCAACUGCACGGCGGAGCGAGGGGACAACAUCUCCUACAGCUGGGGCAGCUGGGACAGCAGCACCUCGGGGCUCUGCUCCCACCAUGGCAGCCUCCUGAACCUCUCCUACCCGCUGCAAAACACAAGCAUCACCUGCGCCUGCAUGGCCAGCAACCCCGUCAGCAGACGAGUUGUCAACUUCAGCUCCUCCGAGUGCAGCUAUGAGCAAGGGGGCAGUGCCGGGCUGAGGACAGAGCAUCUCGUGCUGAUGGUGUUGGUGCCCCUCGCCACAGUGUUCACCGUGGUCUUCGUUGCCCGUUUGGCCAUGCCCAAGGCCAGCCAGGAGCACUCGCGCUUGCCGCUCGCCGAGGACAGCGCGGUGCACACCAUCUACUCCCAAGUGCAGCGGGUGGAGAAGCAGAAAGUGGCCCCCGCCGCCGAGGACCCCUCCUGCACCACCAUCUACGCUGCAGCCACCGGCCUGCCCCCAGACAUGGCCCCGGCCCCCGGCAGAGCCCCGUGCACCCCACGCAGCCCCCAGACACAGGCGCCCGCCCUACAGGGCCACCCACCCCUCUCGCAGAGCCCCGACAAGGAGCCCAUGACGGUUUACGCCAGUGUGACGAUGCCCGUGGCCUGA